AUGUUAGAUAAGGAGUCUGAAGAAGAGAUUGACGCUGUUGAAUAUGAAUUUGCCAUACCUCCCAAAGGACCAGUGAAAAACUUUGACAAACGACAUGAUCAUAUAAAAAAUCUAUUGAAAUUACUGCCAACAGACGCUUUAUUGAACUUCAUCUUUGACACAGCUGUAUCCCUCUGUGAUCCAUUCACCCAGCCAGAGGAGACGGAGGACUAUGUAUUAAGUGUCCGUUGCAUAGCGGACUUGCUUGUCUCAAUCCUGUAUUCAUAUUAUACCGAAAACGAGGAUUCAACAGAUCUGGAGAUAAACUCUAUAAAGUUUGACAUAUCAACAAAAUAUUUCAUCUUACUUCGACUAAUACAUGAUUUGUUGAAUGCAUCAGACGAAUUGAAAUUGAGAUUUGUUGAUAACAGUGAAGAAAAAUGGAAAGCAACUCUUGGGCAAUGGACGCCCAAAAGUGUGGUCGUUUCCGGCGAUGAGCUUAAUUUGAAAAUUCUAUACUCCAUGGCAUGCGUUCUUGUAAUGUCAAUUCAAAAAAUGUUUGCUCCUAGUGAUGGAGCGUCCAACCUAAUAAUGAACCCGUAUCUUCAUUUUUUAAUCAAUCUUUGGAAAUGUCACACAAAUAUCAUCUUGCUUGGACUUGAGAUUGAUCGUCGUAUAGAAUUCAAUAACCAGGACAAAAAUGAGGAAGAAGAAACGCCCUCUGUGAUUAUACAAACAUUGAAAGGAUCGAGUUCAGUACGGUGUGUACUCGCGUGGGUACUAAACCAGAACCCCUCUCUGGCGGUGGAGCUUGAUAUAUCUCAAGAAUCAACAAAAUCAAUCGCUGACGCUGCAAUGGAUCUAGAGAAGGAAUCGAUAUUAAACUUUGUUGAGCCGCUAGCGAGAUCUACUGCAAAUGGAGGCGCGAUUCUGGUGGACAUGAGAUUAAUCAUAAUUGGUUUAUUGAUUUUAUACUCCUCAACUUCGUUCACUAGUGAGCAACAUCGUCCUACUGAAGAGCCCUCCAUCAACGAAGAACAAGCAAUGAGGAAACUUAACAAAUCAAAGGGUAUAGCGGAAUUGGGAGAUGUCUUGAUUGAUUUGGAAUAUGCGGAUCGAUUUGAUGAGGAUCUCAAAUACAUGUUGGAAUAUGAAAUGGAGGAUUUUGACGAUAUUGACGAAAAAGAUUUGGCAGACCAAAAUGCGACCGAUUUGAAUGGAGUGGCCAAAGAUGAGUUAGCAGAACACGAAGCUAUAGAUAUACAAUUUGACGAUGAAGGACGCGAUUGGAGAGAUAUAGUGCGAGGCGAGAACGUAAGUUUCAAUCCGAUAUUUCUUGAAAAGUUUGCCGCUUUUGACCAACGACAGGAUAAGUCCGAGUCAGAUGACCUUUUCACAACAUGGGAUGAGUUGUACUUUACCUUUGAAUUUCUAUCUGUUUGCUCAAUCGAAGGAAGUCCCGAAGCCGAGACUAAAAUUGGACAGCUAGUGGUUAACACGAUUUCCAAGGCAAUCAAGGACGAGAUAGAGGGUCGUGAAACGUCCAUUACCCCCGAUUUGAUUCACAAGUACUGGUCCUCACCUGCGCUGGAAAAGGAUAUUAAAAAGGCUCAAGACAAUAACAAAUUGCUCAUCCCUAUCUUUAGUAUCACCAAAUAUGAGCUCUUGUUGCAGAGUAAUUCGAAAUUGGCACGUGCUGCUAUGGAUGAAAUGCUUAUGUGCAAUGGUCAUCGCCGGUUGUUGAUUUGGUUCAUUACACACGAUUUAAACUUGUCGAAUCUACUAAUAGAUUAUGUUUUUCAACUUGCUGUAGGGCUAAGAGGCACCUUGGAUACUUCUGCACCAUAUCUUUUUUCAAGACAAGGUGGUAAAGUUAUAUUGAGUGAAGUGGAGCAGCUGAUGCUUUUGCACGAGUUUUUCACCAACAGUGCCUUUUACUUGUCGGCGAAUGAAGGACUUGAGAUUGAUGAUGGAUACGAGGUGGUGUUGGCCGAGUCCAUUGCCAAAAAGUUGAUGAUACUCCUUUGCUUGAUGAUAUCGCAGUUGAUCAAAUUAAACAUCAUCAAGAUUGGCGGAAAAAAUACCAAAGAUGAUAUACAUAAUUACAAUAAUGAAUUGCAAGUGCUAUUGAUUGGAUGGAUAGGAAAGGUCCCAGAAGCCAGACAACUUUAUUUUGAAAUGAAAAGUUUGCAAAAUGAGCAACGUGAGGAGAAUGCUGAAAAAAACUCGCCAGUGGAUCCAUUACAAAGAAAUGAGUUAUUGACCAGGUAUAGUGGUAUGAGCGCUCUGGAAAUUGACGAUGACUUGGAUGUAAAUACAUCAAAUGAAAGAAUUAUUGACGAAUUCGCCAGAAGAAUUGAACUGGGAUUAUUGGCAGUUUUAAGCAAGGGCAAAACUGGAAAGUCGUUUACGAUUCAGGAAGAUUUCCACACUUUCAUGGCUAAUUUCAACACGUUGUGUAAGAUCGAAAGAUUUGCUGAGUACUUGUUUGAAAAGUUUGAGGCGGUCAUCACAUCAGGAGAUGUGGCUGAUUUAGGGAGGAAUAUGGAGCCACCAAAAGUUGAAGCAUCAGAAGAGGCAUCGAAGAGCCAGCUUUCUAACGGUGAAGACAAUAAGAAUCAACGUAAAAAGAAGUCAAAAUCAAAGUCCAAACGCAAGACAAAGUCGAAAAAGACUUGA
Molecule: messenger RNA, 2658 nt
Organism: Lodderomyces parapsilosis
Lineage: Eukaryota; Fungi; Ascomycota; Pichiomycetes; Serinales; Debaryomycetaceae
Product: CCR4-NOT core subunit
Exons: 1
Coding region: 1-2658 (885 amino acids)
Source: RefSeq, a predicted model, not a curated record